This is a messenger RNA of Lates calcarifer (barramundi perch), 5322 nucleotides long. Its product is annotated as GTPase IMAP family member 8. The record is from RefSeq and is a predicted model, not a curated record. Lineage: Eukaryota; Metazoa; Chordata; Actinopteri; Centropomidae. Gene Ontology annotation, molecular function: GTP binding.
UCUACACUGGGUUGGAAAGCUGGGCUCCAAACUUGCAUUUCAUCAGGGCUGAGGUCGAUUCUUAACGUAUGACCGCCCCACUCGGCAUCACCUCGUCAAUCCACUAUGAUGCCCAAAUUCUAGUUUUAAAUUCGGUUGUAAAGACCUAAACCCCCGCAGAUAGGCCGACUUCAGCCUGGCAGCAUCACACAGACAAGGUACACGUCCAUGGCGAGGGGCUGGCAUACGACUUGACGCCUGAAUGUCACACUUGUGACGGUGUAUGGCAGAGCUCUGCGAACAUGUCACCGUUUAAUGACUCCUUAGUUUCUUUUUUUAUUCUUGCGACGCUAGAGCGUCAAAACAUCACCUAAACAUACGUCAAAAACGUUUCAAAAUGUAUCAAUAUCGCUAUUUCCCUCUUCAAAACAGCAAAUGUUUUUAUAACCUUCUGUCUUACGUGAUUUCCCUUGGGUCCGUGAAUGUAACUCGCCAUAUAGCGAACAUAAUUAACCUGUUCAGGAGCCAAGGAUGAGCUCAGGCACUCAGGGUGAUUUAUAUAAUUUCUCUUCUGCACACGAUGUAUCCUUCGGAGUUUAUUCAUUCUAAGGUGACAGCUGUGCUUUCAUUUCAAUUCAACUAGAUAACGUCUCAGAGUCAUUUACUAUUUAUAGGAGCUUUUAUGUAUUAUGUAAGAUGUGGUUGCAUGUUUUAUAUCAAUAUUUAAAUUUAUUCAUGCAGGAUACAUGCCCUCGCUGCCUCACGAUAUUUGUGUGUCUGCAGGCAUCAUAUAAAUAGUUGUGUUUGUGCGUGAUGCAGCAGCUGGGGAAUACAUCCAGCUGUAAACAGAGAACAAAGUGCUCCCUCUCCCUCUCUCUUUCUCUCCUCUCUCUCUCUCCCUCUCUCUGUCUAUCCAUCUAUCUGUCCCCCUGACUGCAGUCUGCAUACAGUGCCACACUGCUGCUGCUGCUGCUGCUGUGUGAUACAAGCGAGUGGGAGGUACAGCUUCCUCUGUUUUGCCUCAAAAAAAAGGAAAAAAAAAUGACGAGACAUCUUCCUGGAGCUGCUGCAGCAGGGGUGGAUUUGGCUUCCAGUCUCCUGCAUUGCACAAUCUUUCCCCUCCGCUCAGACAGAUAAAUAAGACAAAAGAAGGAGCGCUGGAGGACGAGGAGAAGGGGAGAGAAGAUACAGAGAAAAGGACGGAAAAGAGCCACAGUAGGGUGAGGGGGUGUGGAAGAUAACAGAUUAGAAAAAAAAGAGUGGGAGAGGUUGAAUGGCAGAGGGGGCAUGAGGAGAGACAGGAAGGAAGUGGUAGACAGAGGAAACAGAAGGUAAGAGUGAGUUGCACCACAGUAGAAUGAGGAUGAGAGUGAAGCAUUUGAGCUGCCACCCUUUCGCACGCCACCCCGGAUCCAUUGCUUUCUGAAGAGGCACAAAGAGGAAUCCACCGUGGAGUCGAGAAGGAGAAGGAGGAGGGGGGGUGAGGAGGAGGAAGCCAGAGGUUCUACACACAAGAUGGCUGCUGUGUCCUCUGCCUCUGACACUGGUGACCCCAGGGGCCGCCACCCCCCUGAGCGCAGACUGCUCAUCCUGGGGGGCCCGCAGUCUGGAAAGACCUCCACUGCCAACACCAUCCUUGGGGACGAGGUCUUCGACGCGGGGACGGAGACGACUCACAGCAACGUGGGCCAGACGGAGAUCUACGGCCGACGGGUCACUGUGGUCGACACCCCGCCUUGGGUCAUCCCCACUGACCCGGAGGACGAUGGCGAAGCUGACAAUAAUGACAACGCUGGCGCUGAGUCGGACAGCCCGCCACGGCCCCCACCAAGCCUGGACAGCGAGGGGCCCUGCAUGGGGGCCAUCCUCUGCCCUCCCGGACCCCACGCCAUACUGCUGGUGGUGUCGGUCACGCAGCCCUUCACUGACACCCAGAGGAGGGCCGCGGAGGAUCAGCUGGGGGCUCUCGGUGGAGGGACUUGGAGGUACUCCAUGGUGGUCUUCACUGGGAUAGACAAGCUUCCCAAAGGUGUCUUCAUUGAGGAGCACAUAGCGAACACUGGAGAGGGCCUUCAGUGGCUGGUGGAGAGAUGUGGAAGCAGGUACCACGCCUUUGAUAACACUCGCAAAGAGACAGAAGACAACACACAGGUACCCGAGCUGAUGGAAAAGGUGGAGGAAAUGAUCACUGACAACCAAGGCUGGUACUUUGAGGUGAAUGAGCUGAUCCUACUGGAGGAAGAGCAAGCCAGGAGAGCUCUGGAGGAAGAGAGGAUGAGGAUGGAGGAGCAUGCGAGACAGAGGGAGCAGAUGAUUGGAGGACCUCCCAGAGAAUUGAGGUUGCUGCUGUUGGGCUGGAAGGGCGUAGGAAAGAGCUCAGUGGGGAACUCCAUCCUUGGCCGUCGGUACUUCGAGUCGGGCCAGGAGACUGAGCUGUGCCUCAGGAGGCAGGCGCUUGUUUCUGGCCGUCGGGUCACAAUCGUCGACACUCCUGGAUGGGACUGGUUCUCCGUGAGGCGAACCCCGAAGCGCAUCCGCCAGGAGUCCCAGCGCGGAGCCGCCCUCCUGCGGCCUGGACCCCACACCCUGCUGCUGGUCCUCCCCGUCGUCUCGUCCCUCACAGCCAGGAAGAGGCGAACGCUCCUGGCUCACAUAGAGACUCUGUUUGGCGACAGCGCGUGUCUCCACACCAUGGUGCUCUUCAGCUGUGGUGACUGGCUGGGCCGCACGCCCAUCGAGGAGCACAUUCUUAGAGGCGGGCGUGAGCUGCAAAGACUACUUGAAUACUGUGGGAACUAUUACCACGUCCUGGACAGUAAGACCCCUGGCAAAGACAGGAGUGUGUCAGUCCUGCUGGAUAAGAUAGAGGAGAUGAUCAGGGAGAACGGUGACAAGGCCUUUCUCCCCAUACAGACCGAGUGGUUGAGCGAGGAGAGCUCCUACUCCUCUGACAACACCGAGCCAGAGGACGACUGUCGAGGAUGCCAGCUGCAGUGAUACAAUCACACUGAAAGGAAAGUGGUCUGGCUUUUUAUCCGUGUUCUGAGUCUUCAAUAGGUCCAAACAUCACCUCAUGUAACUUAAACCUCAUCUAGAUAUCCUUUUCCAAACUCUGAGGAGUUUUAGGGAAAACAGACAGUUCGGAGCGGGAGUCUCGUCAUGAGUAGCUCUUUGUUCACAUUGAAAAGACUGAACUCACUGAUCACUGAGCAAAGCUGGACCUGGACUAACAGUGCGGCGAACAACCACAGCAAUGUUCCAAAACCAUCCUCCUCAAACCCAAGAGAAGGAGAAGUAUUCCGCUUUUGCUUCAAGGGACCAGAAGGAAAAAAAUGGUUCAUGAGCAUGUUCACAGAAAUCAACUGCUGCUAAAGAGACCUGGUAUCAACACUGCAGAGUAAAGAAUUACUCGUAACUAUACGUUCACACUGCACUGAUAACAUUUAUAUUACAGGUUUGAAGUGAUAUAUCAAAACCAAACGGGAAAGAAGACAACAUGAUCAUGACCAGGCAGAUGUGGGGGUAGGGCUCAUGUCUGCAGCAAGUUAGUCACUCUUGGUCACUGGAAGAGUAAGAGGAAUAUGUCUUGUGUCAGUUUUGGAUGGAUUUUACAGUAUCUUUAUCCCUUUCUGCAUCACGUGCCAAAUGACAAAAGACAAUAAUCUCUACUGGGAUAUAUGUUCACCAAUGUAAAACAAAAAGUGAGUGUCUUGACUUGUUUGUACACUCCAGUAACAUAAAUGCAAACCUUCAGACAUGAAACGUGGUAAGUCCCUGAUCAGAGUGAUAUUAAAAGUUUCGUCCAUUAACAUUUGAUCAGCGUAGCUCAAGGAGUCAGGGUUGAAUUGAUUCCUCCAGGGCAAAAUCUGGUUCAUUUACAGAAACGCUGAUUAAUGCUAAUUGCAAAACUGCAGACGUGAGUCACAUAUUAAUUCAAAUUGUGAGUUUUUUUUCCUGCAAGUAUUUGCUUUAGUUUGCUGGAACUAGAAGAGAGUCAGUUUUCUGCACUUUGGUUGUAAUUGGUUACUUUGUUUCUCUUGUGCUAAAAAAUUAUAACUGAAACCAUCUAAAGCAGUAAAUAUAUAUAUUUUUAUCCCACCUUUGCCAUAGCAUUCAUGCUCAAGAGGAGCUCUAAAAACAGUAAUGAGACUUAUGUGCAGUCUCAGAUCCCUGUGGAGCAGCUCGAGCUGGCUCUGCUUCGCUGUUUGUAGUCAUGCAUCUGGUGCAUUUAUCGACAAGGUAUAUUCAGCUACGUGCCUCAGCAUCAAAGCGCGAGAGUGGGAGUACGGCCCUGCGGCAGGGCAGUAUCCUAUAGGCUACAUCAAGCUUUCGCAUGCUGCAGAAACAACAUAACCUCAUGAACCAUUUGAGCUCACAUAGGGCUUUUACUACCUUUUUCUACACCCUUGAAAAAUCUGUUCCUGUCAUCUAAAGUGAUAUUUUGAAAAAAACAGAAUAUAUACAUAUAUAUAUUCAGCUCUCAGAGGCAUGUUAAGACACCGCAUGCAGAUAAACCAGUGCCUAUAGAGUUGAAGGCAACCUCACUUUCUUAUUGCUCUGACUCUUGCUUGAGCAGGUCUAUGUGAACUUCUGGUGUGACAUCACAACCCUCUACCUUUACAGCUGCAAAAAAAGCAAAGAAAAAAGUAUAAAAAAGAGAAUUUACACUCUGAAAGGUACAAAUAAAAGCAUAUACAGUACAGACUGUAAGUAUUUGGGCAGUUAUACAUUUUCUGUUCUUCCCACUCUGUGCUUCAGCGCACUCAGUUGAAAUAAAUUAAUGGAAACACCAUCCAAGUGCCAUCUCAACUUUUAAUUAAGUAGGUUUAGAUCAAUAUUGAUAUUGAAUGCACUGAAGCACAGAGCCUGAGGAACAAAAACUGUGUAAUUGUCCAAAUACUGAUGGUCUGGACUGUAUAAUAUGUGACUGAUACCACUGCCAUGCUGUAAAAUUUGAUUUUAUACAAAUUAUGUAGCCUAUAAAAGAAACCAUGACACUGCACCCUCUUUGCUUUACUGACUCUGUGCUUCAUCUAGUGACGUAGGUUACCGCAGCACUUAGUGUGACAAGCAUGACUUUACAAUUUGAUAUGAGGAUGUUUCAAAUAUUCAUUCGGAGUCUUAGUCCCACUCCACCUGUGAAUAUAUUGUAUAAGCAGUGUAUAUUUACAGUGUAAGAUAUGUUACAUUGUAGGCUUUUAGCAAAGCAUUUUGCACUGUGUACCACUUUACUGUAGCCAAAGUGACAUUACUUCCUGUGUGGUCCUUCCUACAUGGUGAUGCAUCAUCAGUACUUUGUUCAUCCCCAGACAACAAUAAAUGAUGUGGAUAUAUUGUUGUGUA